Molecule: messenger RNA, 3025 nt
Organism: Oryzias latipes (Japanese medaka)
Lineage: Eukaryota; Metazoa; Chordata; Actinopteri; Beloniformes; Adrianichthyidae
Product: vascular cell adhesion protein 1
Biological process (GO): cell adhesion
Molecular function (GO): integrin binding
Source: RefSeq, a predicted model, not a curated record
AAGUGCCUAGGAUAGCACAAGGUUACUUGGUUAAUUUUCUCUUUGAUCUUUGCCUCCCCCUUGUAAAUAGAAAUUCAGUCAAUCAUCCUCGAGGGGGCGCUACUGAGACCAGAUUUCGAGACAAGCCGUAACAAAUCGUUUGUGUUGAGACUGAAAAAACCCCUCAAAUGAAAUGAAAGCAUUUCGCUACAAAAGAAAGGGCGUGUCACAAAGAUUUCCGAGGGGUACUUUAAUGCAGCAGCUCACCUGAGUUUCCCGACGGUCGGGUUAAAGAAAAACAUCUCCGCGCUUUUUUCUUCCGAGGUUUCAGAGUUUUUAGUUAUUUUUUCCUUUUUUUAAAUUUUAAGUGAAAGUAUGUGGACAGUCUUUAUGCUUAUCUUCCUGGCUUCUCCCACAGGAUCCAGUGGGAGUUCUUGUGAAGUUGUGAUCACCCCCCAUCUAAGUGUAGUUAGGUUUGGAGACUCCUUCACUGCCACCUGCAAUGCCUUAGGGACUGAGAUACAGGGUAUGGGCUGGGAGUCUCCAGAUUUUAACACACCUUUUAAGGAAGGCGUUUCUUCUCUGCGGCUUCAAAUUGACAAAGUGCAGGUUUGGAAAAUUGAUCCAAUAUGCUAUGCCACUCCCUUUGAAGGUGACCAGUGUACAAAAAUCCCAAACAUCACAGUUUACCAAAGCCCAAAAAUGGUGUCCAUAUCCCAGUCCCUUGAUGACAUUGGCGUCAUGAGGGAGGGUCAGCUGUAUAGUAUAGAGUGUGAGAUUAGGAAUGUCGCACCAACAAGUAGACUCUCCGUGAUCUGGUACAUUGAAUAUGUAUCUGUUUAUGAAGAACGUUUUAAGGGUUCAAGUCACCUUCCGGCCACUGUCUCGUCUUUCCUGAACAUGACGGCCAAUAGAAGCCAUGAUAGAAGUGACAUCUGGUGCGAAGCUAAGCUCGACUUCCGGCCUGAGGGUGAAAGUCCUAUUUUAAGACCAUCAGUUCUGCAUCGGUUGGCAGUACUCUACGCACCCGUUUGCUCUGAGCCUGCGAACGAGACCCUGAAAAUUCCCCCAAGUGGAAAUGUAACAUUAAACUGCAGCGCCAUAGGAAAUCCAAAGCCAUCGUAUGAUUGGUGUUACCCUCAGAACCUGCAAAGUACAGCCAUAAAUGGGGACAACAGCAUCCGGACUCUGACCUUUGCCCUUCAGGGGGUUUACACUUGCAAUGUCUCAAACUCUCAGGGCAACACCAUCAAGUAUUUCAUUCUUGAAGAAGCUGAAAGGGAUAGAACAACCUUUGGAAUCCUGUUGGGAGUAUUUUUGUCCCUUGGAGCCCUGAUAAUACUUGGUGGUGCACUCUUCCUGACGCGUAGGGGAACGUUUUCCUUCAUAAAAUGUCCUCAGGGAAGCCCUUCCAUUAUAUGAGGAGGAUUUUUGGUUUUGAAAAAUUCUAUUUCAGCAUUCUGAAAUGUUGCAAAAAUGUUUCUGGACCUCAAACAACAGUGUUUGUCCAGCCUGCUCAUUGUGUUUUUCCUGCUCCUGGAGUUUAGACCAUUCAGGAUCUCAUCUACUACCUUUAACAACGUUACUAACAACGUAAAAACUGAUAUAAAUGGAGCAACUUGACAAUCCGAGCUUCAAAGUGGAAUCAUGAGUGAUCUUCUUUGUGGUACUUUUUUUUAGGUGCUUCAUGUUCUUUACUUUUUGUUUCAGUUUAUUAGUUGAAUCGCCUCUCUGAACAAACAGCAAUCUCAGUUUAUUUAGCAGCUUAUCUCAUUUUACUGACAUUUUCCGCUUGACUUUUUUAGGAAACUAAACAAUUUUACAAAUCUAAUGAUGCAGAUAUCACAUAGAUGCUGCUCCUGCUUUGGGGAAUGGUAGCAUUAGGUAUUACAGCAUAAGCUGGACUCUCCUCUGACCAGCUGCAACUAUUAAAUAUUCUGCAUUUUUAGACUUCAACACCACUAUUUUCACAUUUGUAUGUGCACUUGCACAAACCCACCACCUCAAUUUACUUAAGGUAUGGUCUUUGGAGAACUUAUUGCAAAAGGGUCAUCUGUAUCUCUAUGAUAUGUGUUUAAAUUAUUUCAAGUAUUUGUGGUAUUUAGCAGUAUUUAAAUUCCAAAUCUUAUGGCUUUGAUUUUACAUGUCUGCACAUGUUUUUACAUGUUUUCCUUCCUUGCCAUGCUUUUGCUGUCAGGCCUAUAGGUAACUUUUUUACGAUUUAUUCUGUUUUGGAAACUUCAUUAGUCAAUAUUACUUUUUAAAUGCUUUUUAAAAUAUUUUAAAAUGUUGUCCUGUUUAAAAGCUGAACAAAGUUACAGAUUUUACAAGUGCCACGACUAAGUACACUUUUUUGUUUUUUGGUUUCUUGUGGAGUUGCACACUUAUGUAAAACACUUUUAUUAUGAAAAUUUGAAAAUAUAACCAGGAACAUUAUAGGCUCUAUGCAAACAAAAUGUGUUUUGAACAAAAAAGUAUGUAUUGAAAAUUUUUUAUCAAUGUAUUCUUUUGAAUUUUUUUCUUUUUUGGAAAAAAACAAAUUCAGCUUAUAAGUGUUGGCCCAAUUUGUGUGUAUUGGGGGGCUCUUGCGAUUUUUCUCAAACUGUUUUAGAACUGUUUGCUGUAACCAAAAAAAAAGGGGGGUGUAUAUAUACACACACACAUAUAUAUAUAUAGAGAGAGAGAGAGAGAGAGAGAGAGAGAGAUAGAGAGAGAGAGAGAGAGAUCUGUAAGCCCUUUAUGUAGGUACCAGGUGUGAAAGCUUCAACCCAAAUUUCUUUCAAGACCUAUUAUAGAUCCAGAUCUGAUCCCAAAAUUUGACCUCAAUGGCUUUGUUUGUGAAUAUAUAUUUGCUUUAAGUCAGUAUUGUUGUUUAUCAAAACUACUGUAAAACAACAUUUGCAUGUAAUGUGGAUAAUUUUAUUGGUACCAUAUCUUCAUUGUGUGAACAACUAUUAUAUAUUUGCAAUAUUCAUUUGUCAUUUUAUGUCUGUGUGCAUUGCUACACUUUAAAAAUACUAAAUAAACUUUGCACUGGUACUCCAAA